This is a messenger RNA of Gekko japonicus, 2299 nucleotides long. RefSeq names its product FGFR1 oncogene partner 2 (gene FGFR1OP2). Lineage: Eukaryota; Metazoa; Chordata; Lepidosauria; Squamata; Gekkonidae. The record is from RefSeq and is a predicted model, not a curated record. Bases 262 to 924 code for a protein of 220 amino acids. Gene Ontology annotation, biological process: response to wounding. The transcript has 6 exons.
CCUCCGGCUACCAUCCCUUUCCCAGUCGGUUGUGUCUGCUGAUCGCGGUGGUGACUGCGUGUGGGCGCCUGCUGAGGCAGAUCCUUCUUCCCUUCGUCCCCUGCCUACCUGACCGCGCCUUCAUGGGACUGCUCGGCAGGCCGGCGCUUCCUUCGCCUGUCCCUUGAGCUGCCGCUAUUUAAGGGAGCGACUGGACCCGAAGUGGGCUCGCAGACGCCUCUCCACAUCGUCCGGCUGUGCGCGCUGCCUGGCGAGGAAUGAAUGGUGACCAUCGAAAUGAGCUGCACAAUUGAGAAGGCCCUAGCAGAUGCCAAAGCACUUGUGGAGCGACUGAGAGAACAUGACAAUGCAGCAGAAGCCCUGAUUGAACAGACUACAGCUCUCAACAAACGAGUGGAAGCAAUGAAGCAGUACCAGGAAGAAAUUCAAGAACUGAAUGAAGUAGCAAGACACAGGCCUCGCUCUUCAUUGGUUUUGAGUAUCCAGCAGGAAAACAGGCAGAUCAGGGAACUGCAACAAGAAAAUAAAGAACUACGCACAUCUCUUGAAGAACAUCAGUCUGCAUUGGAGCUAAUAAUGAGCAAAUACAGAGAGCAGAUGUUUAGACUGCUCAUGGCCAGCAAAAAAGAUGACCCAGGUAUUAUAAUGAAGUUAAAGGAGCAGCACUCCAAGGAGCUACAAAUUCAUGUGGAUCAAAUUACAGAAAUGGCAGCAGUAAUGCGAAAAGCCAUUGAAAUUGAUGAGCAGCAGGGCUGCAAAGAGCAGGAACGAAUUUUUCAACUAGAACAAGAAAACAAAGGACUGAGAGAAAUCCUGCAGAUAACAAGAGAAUCAUUCCUGAAUCUCAAGAAAGACGAUGCAUCAGAAAGUACCUCUCUGUCAGCAUUAGUAACGAACAGUGACUUGAGCCUGAGGAAGAGUUGAAGAUCCUGUGGAGACUCUGAAUGACUGCUGCCAAUAACAACAACUGAAAGUAUCAGGGUUGACUUGUCAAGCACCUGUUUCCAAUGAGGCAUUUACAAGUUAAUGCAUCCUAAACUGGAUAACAAUUUGAUACUUUUAUACCACGUACAGUACAUUAUAAUGACUUAUUUAAACUCAUUAAUGUCCAAUAUUAGUUGAUACAUGCAACAUCAGUAGGAAAUGGGCUAAGGAUGGCUGUAUUUUUUAUGAAGCUAGUCAAACAACUUCACAGGCUAGACACAUACCUAGAAAGUUAAAAAUACUGGUCCUGUAGCAUAUGUGCAUACAGAAUAAAAGCUGUGUAGUCAAACAUACUUACCAUGUUGACGUGCAUCCUUGAAGGAAAUCGUAUCUAUGGGUGUUGCUUGCACAGCACUCUGUAGUGGCUGGCUGUGCAAUGCUGAUAAACUGACAGUGUUAGUCUUUCCUUCUUUCUCCCCUGAAAUAGUUUUGAAAAUAAUAUGUUCUUUUUCUAAAAAAGAAAUUUUCUAAUGCAUUGAACAUAUGGCAUCCUGCUGUAGAAAGUGUAAUAAGAGCACAAGUUUCCGGAAGAGUACUUGCCAAACAUUGAAUGCUCUGUAGAGCAGAAGAUAGGAACUACAGUGUCUCACAAUCAACACUAUGCAUAGCCAACUGCCAGAUCAGAGGUGUGCACCGCAAAACUUGCAGAAUCAGCAAUUGUAGGAAGAGUCUUCCUUAGUGGUGAGGAAAAUCGGUGUGACUGGUGUUAACAGGUACAUCAGUACAGAGCUAGGGAGAUUUUAUGCCAUUUAAGAGCAAAGAUCAGUCUAACAGCAGUUAACGGAAUCUGCAUAUAGGGCUACCAAAGGAGAGACCAGAGAGUAAAAUUCUAGGGUCCCUGGUCACUUUAGGGACCCAUGCACGCUAUGUGAAUUGUCUGCAUAAACUGUUUGGUUUGGGUCUCUGUAGUGGGACAGGGAAGCUUAUCUGUAGGGCCAUGGUGGUUCUUGGCAGCUCUAUUUGUUUCUGGUACACCUCACACACAACCUUUCAGCAAGAGAUUGGUCACAGCUGCUUAUACUGGAAAUUGGAAUGAGCCGUUUUAAGCAAAACCAAAACAGAAAUGUGAAGAAAAAACUUCAAUGCAGAAAAAACAGGUAACCAAGAAGGUUGACAAAAGGCCGAAUAACAAUAAGUAAUAAGUUAUAUAUACCGUAUUUUUUGGACCAUAAGACUCACUUUUUCACCCCAAAAAAGUGGCUGGAAAGUGUGUGCGUCUUAUAGAGCGAAUGUGGGAAAAAAGAGCCCGUCCAGCGCCAGGAGUGUUCAGGAACCGGAAUGACAGGGCCAGGAGUGUUCAGGAACUGGAAUGACA